This is a messenger RNA of Macaca mulatta (Rhesus monkey), 1541 nucleotides long. The record is from RefSeq and is a predicted model, not a curated record. NCBI's taxonomy places the organism in Eukaryota, Metazoa, Chordata, Mammalia, Primates, Cercopithecidae.
GGGCCCAAAGGAAGGCGGCAAGUGAUGAUGGCACAGCCUGUCCAGCCCCUAAGCUGGAGGCCCACGGGGCUGACCACAGCGGGACUGCUUUGAUGGGGAAGAGCCACUGCUGCCCUCCCUGUACUCAAGCACCCAACAGUGGUUUGGAGGGACUAAUGCCCUGGUGGUCGAGGGCCCCUCAGCCUUGGUGGAGCUCUGCAGUGUGGGCCAUUUGUGGGACCACUUCUCUGGCCUGCAGUUUGGGGACAGGAUUUCUAGGCUACAGGUUUGGCCAGGAGCAGUGUGUACGGUGGCUGCAUCUGCUGUCCCUCUCCGUGGUCUGCUGUGUUUUCAUCACCCAGCCGCUUAUGGUAUGCCUCAUGGCCUUGGGUUUUGCUUGGAAAAGAAGAGCUGACAACCACUUUUUUACUGAGUCUUUACGUGAGGCUACCAGGGAUCUGGACUCUGAAUUGGCAGAACGUUCCUGGACUCGCCUCCGCUUCUCUUCAAGCUGCAGUAUUCCUGACUGUGCAGGCGAGGUUGAAAAAGUCUUGGCUGCCCGACAACAAGCUCGCCACCUGCGCUGGGCACAUCCACCCUCCAAGGCCCAUCUGAGGGUCACCAGAGAGAGGAUGAGGAGAGAGAGUCGCACACAGGCUGCCCUGAGAGACAUUUCCAUGGACAUCCUCAUGCUUCUUCUGCUUUUGGGUAUAAUGUAUGGGAGGUUUUCUCAAGAUGAAUACUCCCUCAAUCAAGCUAUCCGGAAAGAAUUUACAAGAAAUGCCAGAAACUCCUUUGGUGGCCUGAGAAACAUCACUGACUGGUGGGACUGGAGUCUGACCACACUUCUGGACAGCCUGUACCCGGGAGGCUCCCCAACAACCCGUGUGCCGGGGGCUCAGCCUGGAGCUCUUGGAGGAAAAUGCUAUCUAAUAGGCAGUUCUGUAAUUAAGCAACUAAAAGUUUUUCCUAGCCAUUUAUGCAAGCCUCCCAGGCCAUUUUCAGCACCCACUGAAGACUCUAUUCCUACAUGUAGCCCCAAAGGUGGAGGCCCUGAGAACCCCUACCUGAUAGACCCAGAGAACCAAAACAAGACCCUGAAUGGUCCCAGGGGCUAUGGGGCAAGGAAGGACUGUGUGCUCAGCCUGGGCAGAACAAGGCCCGAAGCCCACACAGCCCUGUCUCGACUCAGGGCCAGCACUUGGAUUGACCACAGCACCAGGGCUGUGUCUGUGCACUUCACCCUCUAUAACCCUCCAACCCAACUCUUCACCAGCGUGUCCCUGAGCGUGGAGAUCCUCCCUACGGGGAGUCUCGUCCCCUCAUCCCUGGUGGAGUCAUUCAGCAUCUUCCGCAGUGACUCAGCCCUGCAGUACCACCUCGUGCUUCCCCAGCCGGUCUUCCUGGCGCUCAGCCUGGUCCACCUCUGUGUUCAACUCUACCAUAUGAUGAAUAAGGGCUUCCUCAGCUACUGGCGAAAACCAAGGAACUGGCUGGAGGUAGCCUCUCUUGUGUCAUUUUCUUUUGAAAAAUAACAAUAAACUGUGUAUAUCUUGAAAAAA